CUGGCGUGGACUCGCCCGGAGCUCCUGGGCAUGCGCAAACGUGGCGGCGGUCUUUCAGGGCGCAUGAGCGCGGGGUGUGGCGAGAUGGAGGCGGGCGUUUCGCUCACUCCCGUUUCUCCGUUCGUCAAAAUGGCGUUGGAGGCGCUGAAGGGCCUGAUGGUCCCGCAUCUCCUCCCCGAGAGCUGCUACGACGAGCUCUUCCUGCGCUUCAAUUUCUUGCACAUUCCAUGCCUCAAAAUCCUGAUCAGCAAGGGACUGGGACUUGCUAUCGUUGCUGGCUCACUCAUGGUGAAACUGCCGCAGAUCUUCAAGAUCGUGGGGGCCAAGAGCGCCGAGGGGCUGAGCUUCCAUUCCAUAUUGCUGGAGCUCUUGGCCAUCACUGGCACCAUGGCCUACAGCAUAGCCAACAGCUUCCCUUUCAGUGCCUGGGGGGAGGCUCUCUUUCUCAUGCUGCAAACUGUGGCCAUAGGAUUCCUGGUGCAGCAUUUGGGGGGCCACACAGGACGUGGUCUGUCCUUCCUCUUCCUCUAUUUUGGAGUCCUUUCCCUCUUGCUGUCUCCUCUCAGCCCCAUGGCCGUCAUCACAGUGCUUCAGGCUUCUAACGUACCUGCUGUUGUCAUAAGCAGGCUCCUGCAGGCAGCUACAAACUACCGCAAGGGACACACGGGACAACUCUCGGCCAUCACGGCCUCCCUGCUUCUUGCAGGGUCUCUGGCCCGGAUCUUCACUUCUGUCCAGGAGACGGGAGACCCCCUAAUGGCUCUCACCUACGUGGUCUCCUCAGCCUGCAAUGGCAUCAUCGUGAUGCAGCUCCUGUACUACUGGAACGUUCCUGUCGACAAGCACAAGGAAGAGUAGAAGGGGUGUGUGGGGCAAGGAGACUUCCGCUGCAGGGGCCGGGCCUGGCCGCUUCACCCCCACAGCGAUGGGUUGUUCUGGGGUUUCUUGUGAGCUGAGGGAGGGGCCAGUGUGGCUGUUCCUUGGUGGGGAUUACAGGGAACCUCUGCAUCGGGCUGCCCAGUGGCUUCCAGGGGUGCCUGUAGGGAGAGAAGACUGUCUGGUGGGGGAAUCCACCUGGGCCCUCAGAGCCUUUUUUAAAAUUAAAGCACCGCUGUUCCUCA
This is a messenger RNA of Eublepharis macularius, 1121 nucleotides long. It is a transcript of the gene MPDU1, whose product is annotated as mannose-P-dolichol utilization defect 1. Gene Ontology annotation, biological process: oligosaccharide biosynthetic process. The record is from RefSeq and is a predicted model, not a curated record. Lineage: Eukaryota; Metazoa; Chordata; Lepidosauria; Squamata; Eublepharidae. The transcript is spliced from 7 exons. The coding region runs from base 31 to 858 and encodes 275 amino acids.